AUGAACGAUUUACAUUUUCAAGAUUUCGGAUCAAAUACCGUAAAUUCAAAUAAUGAUCCUCGACAUCCGGGUGAACUUGGGGACCAGUCCUAUCUCUUUACUUCUGAAAGAACAAACAGUCGAAGUAGUGCAACAGAAAAGAACUUUUUUUCAUUCGAAUUUUACCAGCAGUAUUUUGAUGUGGAUACUGAUCAGGUAUUAUCGAGAAUUUUGUACAGCAUGUUCCCACGAUUUCCAUCCAAUUUUAUCGCUGAUCACAUUCAACCACUUCCAGAUUUAUGGGGACCCUUUUGGAUAUCUGUUACUUUGGUGUUUUCCACGGCUAUCUGCGGUAAUCUUGCAAAAUAUAUUCAAACAUCAGGCUCUAACCCAACUUAUCAAUAUGGAGCUGAUUUCAGAUUAGUUACUGGUGCUUCAACAAUUAUUUUUUGCUAUGUGGUAUUGGUACCAUUUUUUCUUUAUUCUUUAUUUUGGUAUCGGAAAUCAUGUCUACAAUAUUCAUAUUUCGACAUACUGUGCGCUUAUGGCUAUAGCCUAUCAGUCUUUGUUCCUGUAUCGGUUCUCUGGGUUUUACAAGCACAAUGGUUUCGUUGGCUUCUUAUAUUUUUAUCAGUUACAUUAAGUGGAUCAGUGCUUGUAAGUAGCAUAUGGCCCGCUGUUAAAAAUGACCGCAAUAGAGCAAUUGCUUUGGGAACGAUACUUUGUGUGUUUCUGUUGCACUCGUUAGUUGUAGUUGGCUUUAAAAAUUAUUAUUUCGAUGCAUCUUUGCCAAGCCAACUCGAGAUUGACAAUUUUCACUUGUUACAUCAGCAAGUUCGAAACAUUGAGCAUUCACAUGCGCGGCUGGAAAUUAGUUCUAUGGUGAAUAAUUUAAUAACGCCAAGUGAAGCAGGAAUGCAACGAGUGAAAUCAAAAGAAGACAACGGAAGCAUUGGAAAGGAGGGAAAUGAUUCUAUGAUGGGAAUUACGAAACAAGUUAAUGCCACCAUGGUUCCAAAAGUUGCACCAAAGAUUUCGAGAUCUGUUUAG
Acanthocheilonema viteae is the source of this 1029-nucleotide messenger RNA. Lineage: Eukaryota; Metazoa; Nematoda; Chromadorea; Rhabditida; Onchocercidae. The record is from the annotation of a GenBank genome assembly.